Messenger RNA from Perca flavescens (yellow perch), 3390 nucleotides. It is a transcript of the gene kcnk10b, whose product is annotated as potassium channel, subfamily K, member 10b. Gene Ontology annotation, cellular component: plasma membrane. The record is from RefSeq and is a predicted model, not a curated record. Lineage: Eukaryota; Metazoa; Chordata; Actinopteri; Perciformes; Percidae. Bases 233 to 1912 code for a protein of 559 amino acids. Gene Ontology annotation, biological process: stabilization of membrane potential; potassium ion transmembrane transport. Gene Ontology annotation, molecular function: outward rectifier potassium channel activity; potassium ion leak channel activity. The transcript is spliced from 7 exons.
AGUAGGCUACACAGUUAGGGGGUCUGACGGGAUAGAGGAGAUGACUUGUCUUUAGCUAUCGAAGUUCAUAAAUAAUGCACUGUUUCCCAUAGGCUACAUGUGAAUGAUGUAAUGGUUGAAGUCUGCUGCUGAUUUGGCGUACAUCUCUGACUUGCCGCGCUGCGCCAUGUGCUCCGUCACCACCGUUGCCAAACCAUGAGAGGAUAAUCGUGUUUUGGGGGAUAAAGAAAAGAUGGCGGUCCAGACCAACUUGGUCCCUCCCAAAAAGGUCCAGCCUGGCAUGGCUAAGUCGAGUCUAGUCCAGGCCAGUGUGGCCACCAUGCAGAACCCCAUGGGCUGUGACCCUAAGACCAAUGGUCACUGUCCACUGCCACGCCUGUCCAUCUCCUCCCGCUCUGCCAGCGUGGUGGCCAGCAUGGACGCCAGCUAUGACGGCACGGUCGCAGCGCUCCACUCAGUGAUGAAGUGGAAGACGGUGGUGGCGGUGUUCAUCGUGGUCGUUCUCUACCUGGUGUGUGGAGGUCUGGCAUUCAGGGCACUGGAGCAGCCGUUUGAGAGCAACCAGAAGACCAGUAUCACGCUGGAGAAAGCUUUGUUCCUGGAGAAACACCCCUGUGUGACUCCAGAAGAGCUGGACAAGCUCAUCGAGCAUUCCAUAGAUGCUGUAAAUGCAGGAGUGAGUCCUAUUGGAAACGUAUCCUACAAUUCCAGUUACUGGGACCUGGGCAGUGCCUUCUUCUUUGCUGGAACUGUCAUCACAACCAUAGGUUAUGGAAACAUAGCUCCAAGCACGGAGGGCGGGAAAAUCUUUUGCAUCCUUUAUGCCAUAUUUGGCAUACCUCUCUUUGGCUUCUUGUUGGCGGGGAUUGGAGACCAGCUGGGGACCAUCUUUGUGAAAAGCAUCUUGAGAGUUGAGAAGAUAUUCAGGCAAAAACACAAACAGAUCAGCCAGACUAAGAUCAGAGUGACGUCCACCAUCAUGUUCAUCCUGGCUGGCUGCAUUGUUUUCGUCACCAUCCCUGCUGUCAUCUUUAAACACAUCGAGAGCUGGACCACACUAGAAGCCAUCUACUUUGUUGUGAUCACACUUACUACAGUGGGAAUAGGAGACUAUGUGGCAGGUGGUAACCGUAGUAUGGACUAUAUGAAGUGGUACAAGCCUCUGGUGUGGUUCUGGAUCUUGGUUGGUUUGGCGUACUUUGCGGCUGUCCUUAGCAUGAUCGGAGACUGGCUCAGAGUACUGUCUAAAAAGACCAAAGAGGAGGUUGGGGAGAUUAAAGCUCAUGCAGCUGAAUGGAAGGCAAAUGUUCGAGCAGAGUUCCGUGAAACGCGGCGCCGCCUGAGUGUUGAGAUCCAUGACAAGCUCCAGCGGGCUGCCACCAUCCGCAGCAUGGAGCGCCGACAACUUGGCCUGGAGCAGCGAGCUCACUCCCUGGACAUGCUGUCUCCAGAAAAGCGAGCCUUGUUCGCCAGCCUGGAUGCCGGUCGCUUCAAGACUUCCUCUCAGGAGAGCAUCGACACCAAGCUCAACAACCUGAGGCUGAAGGGGGCCUGUGGGCCGUACGACCAUCAGGGGAGUGAGCAAACGCAACAGACGGCGUCUUCCUCGGAGGAGAAUCUCUUCAACCUGCGCUUUGGAUCCCUAACCAAGCUGGCCAGACGUAACAAGAACCGCGAGCUGCGGAGGAACAUUGAUGAAGUAGAGCGACGGGCGAGUGUAGGCAUAAGCAAUGGCAGUGCCAUGCUAGGGGAGGAGAGGACGGAAGUAGAAGAAGAUGGGGAGCCAGAUGAGGAAAACGAAGAAAGAAAAGAAGGAAACACCAGUCUGACAAACCUGGCACAGUGCUCAUUUGAUCGCAGCAGGUUGAAUGGGUUCACACCAGGGGAUGCCAAAGACAGAGGGAACGACUAGGCAUUGAAUGGAAGAGUGCUUCAAAGACAGAGAGAGAAACAGAGUGAACGAUAAAGAGACAGAGAACAAGAGUGCAUGAUCCUUUGAGAUGUCAAUAAAUGUGCCUUUCUGUUUCCUAUGCUUAUAUUUGAACUGCUCCCAGGAAAUUUAGUCAUCGUGCCAUAGCCAUGGGAGGAAAAUAUGUUGCCAAAAAAUUGAAGAGACAGAAGAGGCUGUACUUAAAAUACCUCAUAUCGGAUGGUACUGUAGAAUGGGCUUCUUAAGAACUUUUAUUUCUAUAGGAGCUAUGUUUCCAGCUUUGUUGUCUUUCAGCCUUGACGACUCUUAAGAGACACUUGGGCAACAGCGGUCUGUUAAUGUUGAAUCUUAUUUUUUAAUAAUGUGGGCAGGACAUCCAGAGAGCUAGGUUCAUGGUAUCCAUCUUCAGAUACAUUAUCGAUCUCAACUUUGUCAUCAUAUUAUGGAGGCUAUUUUUAGCUCAGCUACUAAAGGACUACAACAUUAAAUGAAUGGAGGUUGUAUUUCCACUGGAUCAAUAGAAAAUAUUAGCUGCCUAGCUGACAUGUACAAUUAUUCCUACAUGGUAUGUGACUUUGAAAAUGCAACCAACAGUAAAACUACUACAUACUAAAAGCUCAUAUCUAUUCACCUUGAUUGUGCAUGGAUAUUAAAACACAAUCAUAGCAGUUUGACUAACUUUAAAGCUUGAAAUGACAGCUGUAAUAAUGUUUCUUUUUGUUUUAGUUAGAUGAAAUAUACUGCUUUCUUUCAUAUUUUGUAAAAAAAACCAUGUUAUUUCAGUAAUGAUUGCCACCAUUGUGGAUCAACACUGAGCUGGAAUUCAACUGACAAGACACAUUUAAUCACCUUUGGCCAUGGGAUUGUCAGCCAUGUUGAAAACUUUUUUGUAUAUGACAUUCACUUUUAUCACAAAUGUCUUCAGACUUCAGUCUUCUUUCUUAAAUUACUUUUUAAUGAAUGAAUGAGAUGCUGUUGAUUUUGUAUUCAUCAAGCAUGUUGGAAUCUGUGUUGACUCCUUUUUAUAUCAGUCAAGCACUUGAGUUGAAUUUUCCAUUGAACUGUAAAAUAUAUCAUGUUUCUUUUUUUUUGUAUUUCUUUUCUGAAAUGGUCAAACAUUGUGGCUUCAAUCAUCUUCACACUGAAAUGUUUUCCUGUAGUUCCUAGAGGUUUACUCACUAACAUGUUUGACACAUGUGCUCUAACUUUAUUCACAUUUUACAAACAGGUACUGACACUACUACCCAGCGCCUUCUUUACAUUUUACAGAAUUAUUAAAUGUAUCACUAGCGUGCAUUGCAUGCAUUUCUAAAGGCGAAAUACACACACUGGUUGUACUUGUAACCUGUUUAUCUGAUAUCAUUAACAUUUUCAUGACCACGACCUGUGACAAGUUUGUUGUAUACCGUUUAUUUUAUGAACAGAUCACAUUAAAUGUAGUGAGUGCCUUUUUCCAGAUA